Ichthyophthirius multifiliis is the source of this 1387-nucleotide messenger RNA. RefSeq lists its product as hypothetical. NCBI's taxonomy places the organism in Eukaryota, Ciliophora, Oligohymenophorea, Hymenostomatida. The annotation marks the transcript as partial. The record is from RefSeq and is a predicted model, not a curated record. The transcript has 3 exons.
ACGAAACAAAAAAUAAAAUAAAAUAACAAAUAAAAAAAAUGAUGAAGCAAUCAUCUGCAAAAAAAAACAAUAAUCAAGUAAAAUCUUAACAUCAUCCAGGUCAAUUUUCUGAAAAAAAAGCUUAGUUUUACCAAAAAAACACACUACCUUCCACCACCCCUUUAAAAGUACCAAACCCUGACAGCGUGAUAACAUGCUAGUAGAAAAUUCAAUAAAACCCAUUUAAUCCUCAAAAUAACAUUCUAAACAAUAAAAACAGUAUUUCCUAUUUAAACAGUAGCAAUAAUUUUCCUAAUAAUAAUGUAAUAUAGAAAAGUUCUACAUCGUAAUCACCAUCAAAGAAAAAUAAUGAAAAUUAAGAAUUAAUCAAUAAAUUAAAAUAAAUGAUAAAGGAUAAAGAUUAUAUAAUACAAAGACUUAGAGAAUAAUAAAGUAUGCCUUAAUCUUUGAAUAAUUCUCCUUUAAAAUAAUAAAAUCAUAUGUUUAAUCUUGAAAAUGUUGACUAGAAUUAAUUAAUAGGAGAAAUCGAAAGGCUAAAUUGUGAAUUAGCCAAAAGCAAAAAUUAAAUAAAAAACUUACAAUCUUAAAUCUAAAAAUUUAAUUAAUUCAUAGAAAAACUUUAAAAUGAAAAUCAGCAACUAAAAGACAAAAUUGAUGGAAAGUUAUCCUAAAAUAUAAAAAGUAAAGAAACAUAAACUCCUCAAAACCUUCUUCCAAAUAUUGAAGUGGAAAAACCCAUAAGAUAAGUUUCCUUAACAAACCCAAACCUUGAUUUAAUGAACUAACUAAAAUCUAAAAAUGAGGAAAUAUAUAACUGGAAAUGUAAAAACUAAGACCUCUUAAAUGAUCUAAACGAAGCCAAAAACGAUCUAAAAGAAUAUAAGGGAGAACUAUAAGAAACUAAAAACGAGCUAAAUGAUUUAAAAAAUCAACUAAAAGAUACCAGAAGUAGAUUACAAAAUGAAUAAUAAUAGAACUCUAUAUAUAUAAAAAAAGAUGAGGAAACUGUAAAGAUACACUCAUUUAAUGAAAAAUAAUUAUUAUUAAAAAUUGUUAUUUUAACUUCUGAAAUAGAACAUAUUUUAUAAAAGAAUAGGGGACUUUAAUAACAUAACGAAAAUUUGGUCAAAGAAAUUUAAUAUUUGAAUAAUUUUAUGAACUAAAACGAUUUAAAUAGUUUGGCACUAUCUUUAUAGGAAAAAAAUAAGGAAAUUUUAUAAAAAUUAAUAUUGUCUUAUUUGGAAAUUGAAAGGGUAAAUGAUGAAAAUGAAUACUUGAAAAAAUUAUAGAAAAAUAUUGAAAAAAAUAAAAAAUGUCUGGAGGAAAAAAAAGUCGAAAGUAGUGACGAUCCGAUUAUUUUAAAAUAAUAUAUAGAUGAAUUAAAUAG